Messenger RNA from Somion occarium, 1487 nucleotides. Lineage: Eukaryota; Fungi; Basidiomycota; Agaricomycetes; Polyporales; Cerrenaceae. The record is from the annotation of a GenBank genome assembly.
GGGCGCUACAGAUCUUCUCCACAGACCUCGCUUUUGGUGUAUACAUUCCCUCAUUCUCGUUAAUUAUCCACAAUACGUCUCCCCAGUUCUGAAGACACUUGGACCUUUGAUAUUUUAAUGCUCGAGUCUUCGCAAUGUGGGAGGCCAGACAUAAUUCGGCAUGUGGAGGCGGGUGUGAGGUCAUCGAUCGGCAUAUGUAGGUGGGUAUUCCGCCAGCAUUUCACCUGUGCAUUCAUUGCUUCUUACUCUAACCACCACGUAAACCACCCCAUUUCAACUAACCAUUUCGCUUUUAGCACGUUUGGUAUUAUCUAUGAGUGCGACGAACGAGAAUACAGUUAUUCGUGAGGUUACGAAGGGUAUCUGGACGUUCUCAACACCGUUCAAGCGGUUCGGCGUCAUCCCUUUUGGAGGUCGGUCGACUGCUAUUCAAUUGAAGGAUGGUGCCGUGUGGGUACUUGCCUCAACACCAUUGAAUGAGGUUACCAAGAACAAACUCAGCGAACUGGGAGAUGUUCGCUGGAUCAUUGGCGCGGAUGCCGUUCAUUAUAUGUUCCUUGGCGAGUUCAAGAAGGCAUAUCCUAACGCAAAGGUGAUCGCUGUGGCCGAUGCCGCAGAUAAAGUGGCCAAGGAGGAUCUUAAGUUUGACGGAGCCUGGGGUUCUGACCCGCCUGAUACUCAGUACGGGUUUGAGGACGAGAUCAAGCAUUGCUAUUUCUCUGGAUUCCAGAACAAGGACGUCGCAUUCUUCCACCCAUCCUCUAAGACCUUGAUUGAGGCCGACCUCUUGUUGAACCUCCCUCCCACUGAGCAAUACUCGAAAACUGGCACAUCUGGCCGCAUUCCGCUCUUAGGCGGCGUCGUGAAUCCCUGGGGCUACCUUCAUAAGCGAAUGGUUUGGUCGACCGGUGUCGAUAAAGCUGCGAUGAAACGUGACGCAACAACCGUAGCUGGUUGGGAUUUCGAACGUAUCAUUCCUUGCCAUGGGGAUGUGAUCGAGAAGGAUGGGAAGAAAGCGUGGACUUCUGCCUAUGAGUGGUACUUGAAGUCCUGAUUGCCUUGACGCACCGCGGCUUCCUCAAUGGUCCUCAUUGUUUCGCGUCUUGAAUCACUCGGACAGUUGCGUGUUAUGGGCCGGAUUUCACUAGGAUUACCUUCACUGUCAAAGGUAUCGUAUGGUUGUGGUUAAUGUGUAUGAUGAUUUCGUUGGCUCCUAGUAGUACCGCCUGCUAUGAUUUUCGAAGUGAUCCCGCAGCGAGCUUUCGCAGUAACCCUAUAGUAGGACGAUUUGUCAGUACCUGGCACCACAUUUGUGACUCCGGGUAAUCCUCGAUGUAAUUUUCCACAGUUUCUUUGCUUGACUGGUCAUUGGCAGCAAGUGUUAACGCAUCGUUAACGCUUGUUGCCACGCGACAGCUGUCUUCUAUCAUUCCAUUCAGGUAUUUCCUUUGCUAACUUACAGCCUAGUUGGUCAUCCUCGAGGCAAA